GCCGAAAAUAUAAAAAGAAGAAGAAGACGAAGAAGACCCCGCACAAUGGCUGCUAAAAUUCUCACAGUGACAUGUUUGCUCUCAGCUCUGCUCUUUGAGCCGUGUCGGACUUUAACGGAGGAUUUCCGGUGGGAUGAGAGCGGAUACGUGCUGUACUGUCCGUGCAUGGGUCGCUUCGGGAACCAGGCGGACCACUUCCUGGGAUCUCUGGCCUUUGCUAAGAUGUUGAACCGGACCCUGGCGGUCCCCCCCUGGAUAGUGUACCGACAUCACACACACCCGUACACCAAUGUCCACGUCCCGUACAGUGAGUUCUUCAAGUUGGAGGCACUGUCUACGUAUCACCGUGUGGUCAGUCUGGAGGACUUCAUGGAGAAGCUAGCUCCUCAACACUGGCCGUCAGGUCAGCGGAGGGCGUACUGCUUUGAGACUGCAGCUCAGCGGAGUGCAGACAAGAAGUCCUGCCCAAUGAAGGAUGGGAACCCGUUUGGACCGUUCUGGGACUACGUGGGUGUGGAUUUUGACAAGUCUGUUUUGUUUGGAGGGAUUUCUUUCAGUGCAUAUCAACAGCCUCAAUGGAUGAAGAAGUUCCCUCCCUCUGAGCACCCUGUCCUGGCCAUGCCCGGAGCUCCGGCUCAGUUCCCUGUGAUGGAGGAACACGUGGGUCUGCAGCGUCAUGUGGUGUGGUCAGAUAAGAUGGUGGUGGAGGGGGAGGAGCAUAUCUCUAACCUGCUGAUCAGACCGUAUGUGAGCAUCCACCUGAGGAUCGGCAGUGACUGGCAAAACGCCUGUAAGAUGUUGAAGAGCGGUGACACGGGUCCUCACUUCAUGGCGUCUCCUCAGUGUGUUGGCUACAACAGACAGACCGCUCUGCCCCUCACCAUGAACAUGUGCCUCCCUGACCUCGCAGAGAUCCGCAGAGCUGUGAAGCUGUGGGUGAAGAAGACCUCGGCCCGCUCCGUCUACAUCGCCACCGACUCCGAGUCCCACAGCAGGGACAUCGAGAAGCUCUUCAAGGGCAAGGUGAAGGUGGUGACUCUGCAGCCCGACUCGGCUCAGAUGGAUCUGUACAUCUUAGGUCGAGCGGAUCACUUCAUCGGAAACUGUGUCUCCUCGUUUUCUGCCUUCGUGAAGAGAGAGCGCGACGUGCACGGCCUCCCAUCCUCCUUCUUUGGCAUGGACAAGCCUGGAAGAGUGAACCCUAACGACGAGCUCUGAGCAUGGGGUGGAAAGGUCGUCCUCUGGGCGCUCACUCUGCAGGAUGGUCACAGAUGUUUACUUUGUGAAGGACUGCCUUUUUUUAGACUGACUUUAGUCCUUCAGAAAGCUCAGAGGGCCUAUGUGACUGGAUGGAGCAGGUCUUUAGUGAAAUAUACUUGAAAAGUUGAUAUGGACUCUGCUGCUGCCUAGAAACAUGAUUUUUAUCUUUCUGCUUAAGAAUUCUGAUGUUUCCUCUUCCAUCUCCUUUGUUCACCACAACCAGAAAAAGAUCUGGUAUUUCUUAAUCUGCUGCUGUACUCUGUAUCUACGACCAUGUUACUGGGACCUGUGGUGCCCUCAGUGAACCCUGAAAACCCCUGAUCAUGUUCUCCUCCCCUCCACGUCUCUCCAUCCUCCCUGCCCUCCAUUCCUCCGAGCGCUCAGUAACUGAUCCUCCUGCAGGACUAAUUAUAGGGAGGAAAGAAGGAGACGCUGAUUCUACAGGGACCAAAACCGGUUGAAAUGAGUGGAGUCUGUCCUGUGUGUAAAUCAUCCGAUGUUUCAGGGAUGUUUCCGUCACACACGGGAGGAUAUUUGCACUGGUCGACUGGAUGUAAGCGAGGAUGUGAACGCAGUGAUUGUGUCGUUUUCUAUGAUGUUUGUCACCAAUAAAGAGACUCAGUGAUACGUAAAGAGCCA
This is a messenger RNA of Labrus mixtus (cuckoo wrasse), 1899 nucleotides long. RefSeq names its product protein O-fucosyltransferase 1 (gene pofut1). Gene Ontology annotation, biological process: Notch signaling pathway; regulation of Notch signaling pathway; protein O-linked glycosylation via fucose. Gene Ontology annotation, cellular component: endoplasmic reticulum. NCBI's taxonomy places the organism in Eukaryota, Metazoa, Chordata, Actinopteri, Labriformes, Labridae. Bases 46 to 1218 code for a protein of 390 amino acids. The transcript is spliced from 7 exons. Gene Ontology annotation, molecular function: peptide-O-fucosyltransferase activity. The record is from RefSeq and is a predicted model, not a curated record.